AAAGCCCACCGCCUGCGUGAUGGAGUCGAUUCAGCCUCAAAUUGAGGACCUCACCACGAACAUCGACGAACUCGAAAGCGCACUCCUUCCCAUCAUAAAAACCGCUCUCAGCUCCACCACGUCCAAACUUCCUCUCCUCGACAAGGCGAAACUCUACGUCCUCGCCACCUAUGCCAUCGAGUCGAUCCUUUUCUCCUACCUUCGCCUGCAUGGCGUUGAUGCCAAAGCGCAUCCAGUCUUUCAGGAACUCACGCGCGUCAAGGAGUACUUCAAUAAGAUCAAGACGGCCGAGACAGCAGGCGUAGGGAGCAAGAACAAGCUGGACACGAGUGCUGCGGGAAGAUUCAUCAAGCAUGGAUUGAGCGGGAAUGAGAAGUAUGAUGCCGAGAGAAAGGAGAGGCAGGAGAGGGAGAAGGCGGGCGCGAAGCGGAAGUUGGAGAGUAUGAGUACGGGCACGCACACCAGGUUCGAUGGCGCCGCCAAGAGGAUUAAGGCGGCGGAGGAGGGGGGAGAAACGAUUGUCGUUGUCAAGGCGAGUGAGGUAGAUGACGAGAGCCCUGAGAAAGAAAGCACACCAAAAACCAAGAAGUCGAAGAAAGCAAAGCGGAAGUCGAACUCGAAGAGUAGUUAAGCCGCUGCUCGCUACUACCAUCGCGGAAUAAGAGGGGCACCCAGAAGAUUAUGUGGACGCACGAAGAAAGCUGGGCGUGCUCGAUCAGUCUCAUGACUCCUGACAUUUGAUGAUCACGAAACCUCUGGUAUCUUUUAAACAACAAAGGGGAGCAACGAACAGGCACUUCAUGCCAUGCAGCUUCCGAAUGGACCACGACGGAGUGAUACCGGAGACGAAACCAACUCCCAAUGCGACAGAGCACUUGGAUGGAGAUACUGCUCUGCCUGACGAGGUCGACAAAUAUGAUUCAUGCAGAUGUUGCACCUCUCUCUUGCGGGUGCUUGAAGCAUCGAUUGGCUGCGUGAGCUCGAUGCGCAUGCGAAGGUCAGACUGUCAAAGCAGGGGCCUCCUGUGGUAGGCCUGUUGAGACUCAAUCUGUUCCGCAGUUGUCCUCGCGGAGCCUCUUUCUACACUGCUAAGUAGAUGCACGACCUAGGUCUAGAUAUAGCAAGGCAGCGGUAGUGGAUCUGAGGCUGUCGUAAGUCGAGCAACACUGUCUGGAGGCAGCACGACCGGCGAUAUGUCAGUCGAAAUGGAACAAUAUUUGAGAUUGGCAGCCCUAUCGUGGCAUCCUCGCGAGCUCAACCAACUGUGGGAUUGAAGGCCAGGCCGAGCGCAUAUUGAUCAGUCGUCUCCCACCCUAAUAGAAAGCCCGACGGAGCCGCAGUGGUUCUUCGGCCACCGGCAUGAUCUGGUUUCCCUACGCCUGCCGCUGCUCCACCUGUCCUUCUCAGAAUCUUCCCCUUGAGUCUCCUCGCCGUG
Messenger RNA from Sphaerulina musiva SO2202, 1435 nucleotides. RefSeq lists its product as uncharacterized. Gene Ontology annotation, cellular component: nucleolus; exosome (RNase complex). Gene Ontology annotation, molecular function: DNA binding; RNA binding. Gene Ontology annotation, biological process: maturation of 5.8S rRNA; regulation of gene expression. Lineage: Eukaryota; Fungi; Ascomycota; Dothideomycetes; Mycosphaerellales; Mycosphaerellaceae. The transcript is spliced from 3 exons. The record is from RefSeq and is a predicted model, not a curated record. Bases 20 to 631 code for a protein of 203 amino acids.